This is a messenger RNA of Parnassius apollo (apollo), 552 nucleotides long. The record is from the annotation of a GenBank genome assembly. NCBI's taxonomy places the organism in Eukaryota, Metazoa, Arthropoda, Insecta, Lepidoptera, Papilionidae.
AUGACAAAAUUCUUCCUCACAGCUUUAAAGAAGCCUCGCAACUUGUUGGAAAAGUUCUACGUGAUAAAGACGCGCCGACGUGACCGCGACCAUGCACCACGUUCCCGUUCGAACUAUAUCAACCUGGACAGUGUCUUUGGUUCCUGUCAGACGACGGACAUUAGAGUGGCGGUACACGAGGUGGACGCACGUGCUUGCUGCCCGUUCCCGAAACUUCAAGGAUUCCGUGGUAAAAUAAGAAGAAACGCUUCUGCAAAAUUUGAGUGGGAGACCACAGUUGCGGUGGACAAGAAAAAUGCAGCCGUAUUACUUAGGUGUACGAAACACUCCAAGAUCAAAUUGUUAGUUUACAGCCUGCGCAAUCGAGAAAUCAACGUUCGGGCGAGGCGCUCUUCUUUCCUAAGACAAGUUCCCAGGCAUGCACGGUUGAGUGGGUUGACAUGUGGCAGUACGAGAAUAUCUAACUUAGAAGAAAUAGAGAAGUUCCCGUCGUCUAUUUUUGAAAAAUUAAAAUUGAAGAUGAACGUUGAAGACACAUCGGCAACCAGUUGA